This is a messenger RNA of Oryzias melastigma (Indian medaka), 6080 nucleotides long. It is a transcript of the gene znf532, whose product is annotated as zinc finger protein 532. NCBI's taxonomy places the organism in Eukaryota, Metazoa, Chordata, Actinopteri, Beloniformes, Adrianichthyidae. The coding region runs from base 1099 to 4962 and encodes 1287 amino acids. The record is from RefSeq and is a predicted model, not a curated record. The transcript has 9 exons.
UUAUCUCUCUAUGUGCAUGAGGGUGCAUGUUUCUGUGUCUCUGUAGGGGUUUGGGUAAAAGCAGGGUGGCAUGUGGGUAAUCUGGGGAAGGAAAUGCACGAAGAGUCUUGUCUUUGAUUUGUUUCCCUUGUGUUUGCAUGCCUGGUUUGUGUCACACGGUGAUAGCUUUAAUGUUCACAAGUUUAGAGGAGAUAUUAUCAUGCAAGGGGUGAAAGUACAUGCCAAAAAAGGGGUUGACAAAAAGGCCAAACUGAGCCCUACUUUGCAUUACACUCAUUUUUUGGCAUGAAAUAUACAUACAUUUUUAACAAUUCAUGUUAAUCUACAUUCAUGUGAGAUUUUUAGAGUAUAAUUUCAAAGCUUUCGGUGCAAAUCUCCCACUCAUCCAUAAAAAAAUGUUGUUAUUUGCCUAACUACACAUGUCGAUCUGCUCCAGCUUCAGCAAAAACGUAGCUUCCUGAGAGGUGGGAAACGCUGCUUCUUCCUGUGCGUUUCUGAGGCCGUGCUGCAGCAAAAGCCUUUGCGCCGGAUGACCGGAACCAGCUGAAACCGGUUUCAGGCAGACUGAGAGCUGACAGGAACAAUGCCGUGUCUGUGCCUCCGCAGGGAUACUACAGAUAGCCCGGGCUGCAAGCCCUCCGAUGGCUCUGGCCGUAGAUAGCCUCCAGUAGCUGCUGAAAACCGGAGUGCUCUUAGUGAGGGGAGCAAGGAGGUGAAAUGAGGGCAGGAGGGACGUGGCUGUCUGGGAGUCUACAAAUACUUAGUCUGCCUCACGCACAAACACACACACUAACAGGGAGCAUGCUUCAUCUCUCUGUUUAUCUCUGCAAAUGGUGCAGAAAAAGUCAGUUUUUACCAGGAGCACCACAACUCACCAGAUCCCUGGAUGUAACUUGACCCUAUAUUCUGGGCCUUUUCCCGGUUGGGAAGCUUUUUUUUUUUUUUCACUCUCUUUCUUGCAGGGUGGGGUGGAAAGCUAUUGUGGGUUAGCAGCAUUGUGACUCUGUUUGUUGCAGGAUGGAAGGAAAGAAAGAGGCUAGAGGCUGGAGAGGGACGGAAGCAAGAGGCUGACCACCUCAUCCGAUUAGGAAAAGGAUCAUGGGAGAUAUGAAGACGCCGGACUUUGAUGACCUGCUGGCGGCCUUUGACAUCCCCGACAUGGUGGAUCCCAAAGCCGCCAUUGAAUCCGGCCACCAAGACGAUCACGACGGACAUCCCAAGCAACCCAGUGGUGCAGUGACGGCCAGCGAAGAUGAGGCCCACAACUCCUCGAAUGCACAUGAUGGGGGUGUUAGUGUCAUUGUGAAGAACGUUCGAAACAUGGACACCAGUGAAUGCGGUGGAUCCAGACCAGAGAGGAAUGGACAUUCCAGCUCCCAAACACGUUCUGUGGGCAAUGGACUUCACAAUGGUCAUGCUCCAGGACCUGUUUCACAUUACAAAAAGAACGGACUGAAACCCUCAAGAGAGGAAGGACCUAAAGUUAAUCGCCUUUCUUCCACUUUUAAUCAAUUUAGUCCAAUUUCUAGUGUGGAAGAGUUUGAUGAUGAUGAAAAGAUUGAAGUAGAUGACCUGAUGGACAAGCCGGGAGUUUGUGCUUUGAAAACAGAGGACCAAAAUUACAAAUCCUUAGUGGACAGCAUCUCCAAGCCAAAAGCAAACAGAGCUGAACAGCCUGAUCAAAACAACAAUGUUACUGCCAGAGGCUCUAAACCCAAGGAUGAUUCUCAAUCAUCUCUUGGUGGUGAAAACCACCAAAGUGGUGUUACGCCUCAAACUCAAGAGUGUCCAGAUGCUAGAGAAUCAUCAGGACUUGAUGGAUCCUGUACCCCAAAGGUCAAAACCAAAUAUUCCACAAAACUUUCCUCUUGUAUUGCUGCCAUAGCUGCACUCAGUGCCAAAAAGGCAACCAUAGAAGACUACAAUGCUUUGGAUUUUCCUGCAACUCAACAAGAAUCUGUGCAGAUUAAAAAUCCCAAAUCAACAGAGAGACCACAAGAGCGUAAGUCAGGUCUGGAACUGGCAAAGAAGCCACUUCUAGGACAGCCUGACAGCCCCUCUAGCGUCACCAGCGAUGACAGCAGCAAAGGUUCCCCUUCCUCAAACACAGACAGCACCCCUGUUAUCCCAAAGGUCAGGAUCAAAACAAUCAAAACCUCAUCCGGGCAGAUCAAGCGCACCGUCACCAGAGUUCUCCCAGAACUUGAUCCUGAAAGUCUGAAAAGAGGAGAGGAAAACUCCUGUCUUAUGGCAUCCACUGGUGCCGUCUUCUCAUCACCUACAAGGCCUUCUCUUCCAGUCACAGUAAAAGCCUCAAGUGGAGGCGCUUCAAUUGAAAUAACAAAGCAGAUGACUAUUAAACCUGUGGGAACAGCUUUCCUACCAGUCUCAGCUGUUAAAACAGCCGGUUCACAAGUCAUCAACCUUAAGCUGGCCAACAACACCACCGUCAAAGCCACAGUGAUCCCUGCCUCUUCCAUGCAAAGUGCCAGCAGUGCUAUCUUGAAAGCUGCUAAUGCUAUCCAGCAACAGACUGUUAUGGUACCUGCUUCCAGUCUGGCAAAUGCCAAACUUGUGCCAAAGGCAGUCCAUUUUAGCAACAUCAAUCUUUUGUCUCAGACUGUGUCUUCUGCUUCCUGCGAUCUUCCACAGGUCCUUUUCUCCAAAUCCAACCAGCAACAGACACAGCAAGUCAAACAACAGACGGGUAUUAAUGGCUCAAAGAAAGUCUCCAGGGUUCAAGUGUUCACUAGUUCUCAGAGCUCUGUUGUUGAUGCCUUCAAUAAAGUUCUGAGUAGCAUGAAUCCUGUUCCUAUGUACGUCCCAAAUUUAUCUCCACCAACCUUGGCUUGUAUCUCUCUGCCCUCACGAGGCUACAAGUGUCUGGAGUGUGGGGACUCAUUUGCUCUUGAGAAGAGCCUGACACAGCACUAUGAGCGCCGCAGUGUGCGAAUUGAAGUCACCUGCAACCACUGUGGCAAAAACCUGGUUUUCUUCAACAAAUGUAGCCUCUUGUCUCACGCCAGAAGCCACAAAGACAAGGGGGUGGUCAUGCAGUGCUCCCACCUAAUCCUAAAACCUAUCCCUGCAGACCAGAUGAUCAGCACACUGAGUUUGUCAAGAUCACCUGCAGGCAUUUGUUCCUCCUCCUCUCCCUCAAAUGCUCAAACUUCUGACAGCCAAACCCAAGGGAAGGUGGCUUCUGGGGACAACCAAGCUGCUGUGAUUUCAGCUCCAUGCGGUGGCCCUUCAGUGGCAGCCAUGCCCUUGGAAGACGAUGCAUCAAAGCUGUACAUGCACAACCUAAAAUGUUUGGAGUGUAAUGAGACCUUCCAGGAUGACAACUCUCUGGCUAUGCACUAUCAAGUGUCAGAGUCUAACAGUCAGAAAACAUGCUCCAUCUGCCAAAUGCUUCUUCCAAAUCAGUGCAGCUAUUUGUCACACCAGCGAAUCCACCAGCACAAGUCUCCUUACAUCUGCCCUGAGUGCGGUGCUAGCUGUCGCUCCGUGCACCUCCAGUCCCACGUCACCAAGAACUGCCUGCAUUACACCCGCAGAGUUGGCUACCGUUGUGUCCACUGUAGCGUGAUCUUUGCUGAUGUUGCCAUUCUGAAGUCCCACAUCCAGAACAGUCACUGUGAGAUCUUCUACAAAUGUCCUCUCUGCCCCAUGGCCUUCAAGUCUGCACCUGGAACCCACUCGCAUGCAUACACUCAGCAUCCCGGAGUAAAGGCAGGGGAGCCUAAAGUGAUCUAUAAAUGUUCCAUGUGUGACACCGUGUUCACGCUACAGUCUCUGCUCUACGCACACUUCGACCAGCAUGUCGUCAAUCACAAAGUGUCCGUGUUCAAAUGCCCCGACUGCUCAAUACACUACGCUCAGAAGCAGCUCAUGUUGGACCACAUUAAGUCAAUCCAUGGAACCCUGAAGACUGUCGAGGGUCCUCCAAACCUGGGCAUUAACCUCCCUCUCGGCACAAAGCCCACUAAUUCCAACAGCAACAACCCCCAUCACAACAAGAAAGAUGGAGGCAGUGGCAAUAGUCAAGAAAAAAGAGAAAAGAAACCCUCAGCUUCACCGAUGAGGAAGACAAACAUCAAAUGUACAACAGACAUGAAAAGCCCUCUCAGCCAAGAUUACACAUGUGGAGAGUGCAAGAGUCUUUUCAAUUCAAGGGAGCUCUUUUUGACACACAUGAGACGGGAGCAUGGCAAGAUCAUGAAAAAACAUCCAUGCCGACAGUGUGACAAGUCUUUUAGCUCCUCUCACAGCCUCUGCAGACACAACCGCCUCAAACACAAGGGACUGCGAAAGGUCUACACCUGCCCGCACUGCCCACCUCUGAGCCAGCCGUUCACUAAAAGAGUGUUACUGGAUCAACACAUUCAGCUGAUGCACGGAGUGAAACACCAGGAGGAAAACCGGAAUAAAACGGAGGCUGAACCUGACAAGGACAUGAAGAAAAGCCCUAAAAGAAAGCCUGAGGAGGAUGAGAGGUCACCGGGUUUGACCUCCAGGAGCUCCGGGUUGCAGCCGCUGAAGAGGCUGAAGGUGAACAUCAUCAAACUUCACAAAUGUGCCGUCUGCAGCUUCACCACUGAGGACAUCGCUGCUUUCCACGAACACAUCCCACAGCACAAGUCCGACGGCUCCUCGUAUCAGUGUCAGGAGUGCGGCUUGUGCUACACAUCCCACCGCUCGCUGGCCCGGCAUCUCUUCAUCGUCCAUCGGCUGAAGGAGCCGCAGGGUCUGGGCCGGUACAACGGGCGGGGCAAAGAGGACGAAGAGAGUCAAAGAGAAAACCAGCUGGAUGUUACUAACGAGAACAAAGACGGGACGCCGAAUACGAAAUGUAAAGUGUGCGGCAAGAUGUUUGAAACAGAGGGGCAGCUUAAUACUCACAUGAGGACACAUGGGAUGGCCUUCAUCAAAGCAAAGAGACUUAGUGCAGCAGAAAAAUGAUUUUACACAUUCCAAAAUUACUACAAACCUCUGUGCUGUAUAUAUGUUAGAUGUGUAUAAAAAGUGUGUAUAAGGUCCUUCAAAUGUCUUUAAACUCAGUAAACUGAUUGAUUUUGUACAGAUAGAAAUGUUUCUAUAGACUAUGAGUAGAACUUUUUGUAAAAGAGCACAUUUAUUUUGUUUCCAAUGACAUACUCUCACUGAAACUCUUAUUGUGAUAAGUUUAAUCUUUGUACAGCUGGUGGUAUUCUCUAAAUUACAGUGCUGCUAAUGUCCAGUGAAUGUCUACUUGAAGUAGAAAUAUGAAUGCAUAAAUAUCUCAAAUUUUGACAAUUUUCAUUUAAAGGCUACGAUUUAACAAAAUUAAUUAAAAAAAAUUAACAAAUAAAAAAAUUCAAUCCAAGCAGCAUUUAAAGUUUUCUCACAUAUCAGAAUCAUCUGCAAAGGUUUAUAGACAAUGGUGUUGCUGUGUCUUUAAAAGAACAUAAUAUGGGCCUACAUUUGUAAAACAUUUUUUAUUUAAGAAAAAAAAGUGACAUAAUUGUCUUAUACCAAUGUAUCAUCAUUGUCUUAAUAUACUGUAAAUGGCAGCUCUUAUUUAGAUUACAAACCACAACAAAAGUUUAUUCAAGAUACGAGAACAAAAGCACUUGACUUUAAUUUAGUGCAUAAUAUCGGUAAAUGUUUUUACUAAAGCAACGUAAUAAUACAUAUAUUAAAGACCACUUUCAGAACCAAUAAUAACCUGUUUCGUUUUUCAUUAAGUUUUUAUUGGAGUCAUUGGUGCAGCUUUGAAGAGAGAAAAAUGCAAUGAAAAUUCUUUGAAUGUAACAUUUGGUUGUGAAACUAAAACAUUCACAGCUGAAUUAAAGAUUUUUUUAUUGCUGUUGCUAAGCAAUUAUUGUGUUUGCAGAUGAUUUUUUUUUUUUUUUGCCCUCCAUCUUGUCUAUAAAGCCCAGUGCAGUAAAACGGCAUGUGUGAAACAAUCUGUGAAACGUCUCUGUCAGAAUGUGUCUUGCGGCUGGCUAUAUUCUAUUUUAUUAUUUUUAUAGCAUUUCUGACAUUUGUGUACAAAGUUGUUCUUAAUGUCAAUAAAGGAUGAAUCAUGUCAGACGUGA